Molecule: messenger RNA, 1796 nt
Organism: Phragmites australis (common reed)
Lineage: Eukaryota; Viridiplantae; Streptophyta; Magnoliopsida; Poales; Poaceae
Product: AT-hook motif nuclear-localized protein 9-like
Exons: 5
Coding region: 421-1584 (387 amino acids)
Molecular function (GO): minor groove of adenine-thymine-rich DNA binding
Source: RefSeq, a predicted model, not a curated record
CGAUCGUGCCCAUCCUCCUGAAAAACACAGCGCCGCUUCUCUGUCGUCGCCUCCGCUCGUGUAGGCCAAGCCAAGCCAACCGCGUCAUCUUAUCUCUCUCCCAUCAUUUCAUCUGAUCUAUCGUCUCAUCUCCUAUCUUCCCCUCUCCUCCCCUUCUUCUGCCUGCAGCGACGGGAGAGAAGCAAAGACGAGGAGCUGCCCCCUCCAUGUCCGUCACACCGUUCGUGCUCCUGCCUUGCAAGAUUCUUGAGCAAGGCUGCACCUACGUCCAAGAAAGAAGCUUGCCAGGGCAGAGGGGAGACAGAGAGCGUCCAAGGCCUUGCCGCUUGCCGCUUGCUCGUCUUGUUUCAGUUCAGAGCUGAGCUAGCUGAUUGAUCGUGAACAGAGUGAUAGUUUCGUUGGAUUGGGUGAGUUCCAUGCAUGGAUGGCAAGGAACUCAUCUCACAGUCCGACCUGCAGUCCUUCUACGGGCAGCAGCAGCACAGGGCGCUGGGCGGCGGGCAUAGCCCGUCCCCGCUCGCCGGGAUGCACUCCGUCAUCCGCCCCAUGCCCAACAUGAGCAUGAGCGCCACGGCGAUCCUCAACUCCAUCGGCGGGGGCUCCCUCGCCGGCAUGCAGUUCCAUAUGGACCCCACGCCGCCGCCGCCUCCAUUGCUGCACAACAACAGCAUGAGCUCCGUCUCUGGCUCUGGUUCUGGCACUGUGCCGGCCGGGCCGCCUGCUGCGAAUCACGCGGAGCCGGUCAAGCGGAAGAGAGGAAGGCCACGUAAAUACGGGCCUGACGGGGCUAUGAAAGCGUCUGCGGCGGCGCAGCAGCAACACCUGGUGAGCGCUCCGCCAAGGAUGGGGUCCAUGUCCGGGCAUGACAUGGUGGCCAGCUCGGACCUGGAGGACCCGGCACAGAAGAAGCGGCGUGGGCGGCCGCCUGGGACGGGGAAGAAGCAGCAGCCCUCGACGUCUGUAGGCAAUGCGUUCGCUGGUUCAGCUGGGACGAGCUUCACUCCGCACAUCAUCACAGCAUCUCCUUCAGAGGAUGUUGCAGGGAAGAUCGCCGCAUUCGUGAACCAGUCGUCAAGGGCGGUGUGCGUCCUCUCGGCGAUGGGCUCCGUCUCCAGGGUCGUCCUACGCCACCCGGCAGAUGCCUCCCCUAUGUCAAGGGUUCAUGCGUCUCAGCCUUACAAGAACCCUUCCAUCUACGAGGGGUUCUAUGAAAUCCUGAGCCUGUCCGGCUCUUACAAUCUGAACGAGGGAUCACAGAGCCAACAGAGCGGCGGGCUCAGCGUCACGCUCUGCAGCCCCGACAGGAAUGUGAUUGGAGGAGUUUUGGGUGGACAACUAGUCGCAGCCAGUAUGGUGCAGGUGGUGCUAGGGACUUUUCACCAGGCUGGGUCCAGACCAAAGUCCAAGAAAGCCGGGAAGCAGCCGGCCUUCAGCUCCGACUCCCUGACCGGCGGGCAAGAGGCGUCGCCCAGCUCUGGGCAUAACCAAAAUCUAACGCCGCCAUCUGUGACAGGAGGGUGGCCUAGCUCUGGGAUAUUUGACACGCGAAGUUCCAGCAUUGAUAUCAACUCAUCUAGAGGCUAGCUCAUUUGUCGACAAUUCCAGCUCUCAAGAAUUUUCUGUUUGGAGAAGAAUAUCAAAACCAUACUUUGAAAUAGCGUAUUCAGUUUUUUUAGUAAAUUCUUAUAGAUUCACUAGGCAGUGUUCAAUGUUAUGUUAUUCGAAUCCGACUAUCUUCUUCCUAUGAAAGAUAUGUCAUUCCCAAUUAUGCAUAUAUUGUACUAUUUUUUUCUCAA